Messenger RNA from Aspergillus terreus NIH2624, 729 nucleotides. Its product is annotated as mitochondrial 37S ribosomal protein mS41. Lineage: Eukaryota; Fungi; Ascomycota; Eurotiomycetes; Eurotiales; Aspergillaceae. Gene Ontology annotation, cellular component: mitochondrion. The record is from RefSeq and is a predicted model, not a curated record. The transcript has a single exon. The coding region runs from base 1 to 729 and encodes 242 amino acids.
AUGGCAGCGAUGCGCAACUCAACGCUCCUCUCCUCGCGCCUUCUGCGCCCCUUCACCAUCAGCAAAACCUGCAUCCGCUGCUUUCACAAAAACACGACGAAUCCCACGCCCGUCCCCGCACCGACGCCCUUCGUCCCAAACGUCGAGACCUUCCUCACGCUGAUCGGACGCGGCAUGUCCAAGCACGCCAGCAAGCUGCCCUCGUGGGAGAAGCUCUUCACGCUCAGCUCGAGCGAGCUCCGCGAUCUGGGUAUCGAGCCCGCCCGCCAACGGCGGUACCUGCUGCGGAAGCGCGAGAAGUUCCGGCAGGGGGCGUACGGGCCGGGCGGCGAUCUCGAGCAUGUGGUGGACGGGGCGGCGCAGCUGCGCGUGGUGGAGGUGCCGUUGGACUCGGCGGGCCAGAGCAGCGAGACGGCGCCUGCGUCGGCCACGCUGUCGCCCGGCAUGCGUAAGGUCGUCGUGAACCUCCCGCCUGAUGCGACCGCGUAUACGCACGACCCGUCGAAACCGCUCAAGAAAUUCGCGCACAUGAAGGUUCACAAUGGGUCGAUGGUACGGGGUCCGUUUUUGCAGCCGUUGAAAGGGACCAAUGGCAGUGCGGCUGUCAUCAAGAUCCAGGAGGGCAUGUGGGAGGACAAGUUGGGGCACAAGGUUGAUGGCGGAGAGAGGAGACGCGCUGAAGUCCGGGCGAAGAAGCGGAGCGAGGAGAGGAAGAAGGGGACUGCAUGA